UCAUAUGAACAUUUUCCCCCAAAUUUGGGAUUUGGAUCACUCUUUUAUGCGUCGUCUUCAUCAUCUUCUUCAUUACGAAUACGAAUGGAUCUUCUUACGUUUGAUCAUAGUUUUGUGAAGGUCAAUGGAAUCACUAUGCACGUCGCCGAGAAAAGUCCUUCCGUCUCCGGAAACGGAGCUUUGGACGGAGUGAUCAAUCGUCCUCCGGUGAUACUUUUCCUCCACGGGUUCCCAGAACUAUGGUACACGUGGCGGCAUCAGAUGGUGGCACUCUCGUCGUUAGGUUACCGUACCAUAGCGCCGGACUUACGGGGUUACGGAGACACCGACGCGCCGGAGAGAGUGGACGCGUACACAAGUCUCCACGUGGUCGGAGAUCUGAUUGGGUUGAUCGACGCAGUGGUCGGAGAUCGGGAGAAAGUGUUCGUGGUGGGACACGAUUGGGGCGCAAUAAUCGCGUGGCAUCUCUGUCUUCUUCGACCUGAUAGGGUUAAAGCUCUGGCUAACUUGAGUGUGGUGUUUGAUCCUUGGAAUCCUAAGAGGAAACCAAUCUCCAUGUUUAGAUCUUUCUAUGGAGAUGACUACUACAUCUGCAGGUUGCAGGAAUGUGGGGAAAUAGAGGCGGAAUUUGCUAAACUUGGCACGGAAAGAGCUCUGUUAGAGUUCUUAACAUAUCGUAGUCCUGGCCCUAUUCUCUUACCUAAAGGGAAACGCUAUGAUGAUCAUGUUUCACUUCCCUCUUGGCUAACUGAUUGUGAUGUCAAGUACUAUGUAUCCAAGUACGAGAAGAAUGGCUUCACUGGACCAGUAAACUACUACCGUAAUAUGGACCGGUAUAUUCUCUGCUACUCGCGAAUUCAUUCAGGACAUAGAUGCACUCGCAUAUAUAUCUUUGAGCGAACAUGGGAGCUGAUGGGGUCACUAUCAAAAGCUCAAGUGAAAGUUCUGGUUAAGUUCGUAAUCGGGGACCAAGAUUUGACCUAUCACAUUCCCGGCACCAAGAAGUACAUCCACGAUGGCCGGUUUAAGAGCCACGUACCAUUGUUGGACGAAGUUGUGGUAAUAGAAGGCGUUGGUCAUUUUCUCCAUGAGGAAAGGCCUGACGAGAUAAGCAAACACAUCCACGACUAUUUUGGAAGUUUUUAGACCCAAAUUGUAUAUGGAAGAAAUUGCAAAAGUAAAUUCUAGUCACAUAAUCACUGUUAUAUAGUAUCAUUAUUGUUGGAAA
This is a messenger RNA of Camelina sativa (false flax), 1228 nucleotides long. The record is from RefSeq and is a predicted model, not a curated record. NCBI's taxonomy places the organism in Eukaryota, Viridiplantae, Streptophyta, Magnoliopsida, Brassicales, Brassicaceae.